Dibothriocephalus latus is the source of this 591-nucleotide messenger RNA. The record is from the annotation of a GenBank genome assembly. NCBI's taxonomy places the organism in Eukaryota, Metazoa, Platyhelminthes, Cestoda, Diphyllobothriidea, Diphyllobothriidae.
GGUACGGAUCACCUCACAGUCUCGCUGAAGGUUGACGACGGCAUUUUGAAGCACUUUGAUGUGAUUGAGAAGGAUAAGACUCAAAGUUUUGCCCUCGGACGUACUCUGUUGAUCGGGACUGAAGAAUUCGAGGACUUGGAUGAAAUAGUUGCCCGUUUCAUGCAGCCAAUGGUCUAUCUCAUCCGUGAAGUUAUGACCCAUAAAUAUUAUCGGGACUCUCGGGGGGGAAUUCGAGAUGUCCUCACAGAACUCCUUCGUAAAGAGAAGGAAAUCAGCCCCAACCGCAUUCCAUACUUCCUCUCCGCAAUGGCUGAGCACCCGGGAUGUUUCCUUAUCGCCUACAUGCCAAAUCAAAGGGCACGCUUUGAGGUGUUCUCUGUAAAACCUGAUGGGUUCAAGUUCCGCCGUCUCAUGUUCCCCUCGCUGGAUCGUCUGAUUGGAUGGUUUAAAGAACACUACAAUGAGGCGGUAAGUUGUUUUUUUGUUAAGUCCGUGGACUGUCAACCGGCUUGUCACUCAAUUAGGUUGUUGGAUGUCCUACUUGGUUUUAUAUCUUCCUUUUCAGUCGGCCGGGUCAAAAUACGUUGGUGA